UAACCACUGGAGGAGUGGAGAGCCCACUCCGUGUGAUAGAGUGACAGCCCGGCACCACGGCCGCCCACUCUCACACAGGCUGUGGUGACUCUUAAUUGUGUAACGUCCAUUGACGAGUCAGCACAAUGCUGCUGGGAGCGACGAGGCGCACUUAGCCGAGCAGAUGCGAUGAAAUGCUCCCAGCGAGGAGGACACAGAUGGACAGCCUAGUUCAGCCGCUCGUCGCCCAGUACCUCGCCAUGGGAUGCCAGUCAAAAGAAAACAACCAAAACGAAAGUAUAACGCCGGAUGACAAAGGAAAAGACGACGCAAGAGUGACUUCAGGAUGUGGCCCCAAGUCCAGAGUUUCUCCUCCAGGCCGUCCUCACCGGUUCCACAAACCCAGCCCAGCACAAACGACUCCAGGCAAAUCCAUGAUGUCCCUCGGACACCUCACCAAGGGGGCGAGCUGGGAGGAAAUUAUCCAGGCCUGUCUGCGCUCCUUUGACUCAGACGGUUGUUUGUGUGGAAGCAGCCACGUGUUGAACAUCAGCCUGACCAUGCACCGUCUCCUCAUCUCCUCCAGUGACCUGCUGGAUAAACUCAUCGCUCUAUUUAAAUCAGCACUGGAUAAUGAGCAGCCAGCAGAGUGUCAAAGGAUAUGCUACCUCAUCAGAUACUGGAUCCAGGAGUUCUGGAUGAUGUUUCGGCUACACCACAGUUUGUCAGACAGCCUGGAGCAGUUCAGAGAGCUGAUCAGGGAGCAGGGACAGGAGCGUCUUUGCUCUCUCCUAGAGACCAAAUGGAUAAAUGAACGGGACUGGUCGUGGAAAGCCAGCCAGAAGAUUAAAGCCAACAGCAGUAAAAAGAGGAAGGUCUCACUGCUUUUUGAUCACCUGGAGCCCAUUGAGUUGGCUGAGCAUCUCACCUUUUUGGAAUUCAAGUCCUUCUGCAGGAUAACAUUUAUGGACUUUCAGAACUACAUUCACAACUGCUGCAUGAAGGACAUCCCCGCCAUGGAGCGUUCCAUCGCCCUGUGUAAUGGGAUUUCCCAGUGGGUUCAACUGAUGGUGCUGAGCAGGCCGACUGCACAGCUGAGAGCUGAGGUUUUCACCAAGUUCAUCCACGUGGCUCAGAAUCUACAUGUUAUGCACAAUUACAACACACUAAUGGCUGUGGUGGGAGGGCUAUGCCACAGCUCCAUCUCCAGACUGAAGGACACCACCUCACACGUACCCAACGAGGUCACAAAGGUGUUGAAUGAGAUGACAGACCUUCUGUCCUCAUGCAGAAACUAUGACAACUACAGACAAGCUUACAACAAAUGUACAGGUUUUAAGAUCCCAAUCCUUGGAGUCCAUCUCAAAGACUUGAUUUCAGUCAAUGAGGCCAUGCCAGACUAUGUGGAGGACAACAAAGUGAAUGUCCAGAAGCUGCAGGCACUCUACAGCCACAUUAAUGAUCUGAUCCAGCUUCAGCAGAUCCCUCCCCGGCUGGACGCUAACAAAGACCUGGUCCAUCUUUUAACGCUGUCCUUGGACCUGUACUACACUGAGGAUGACAUCUAUGAGCUGUCUUAUGCCAGGGAGCCAAAGAACUGCAAAGCACCUCCAGCCACCCCUUCUAGACCCCCGGUGGUUGUGGAUUGGGCAUCAGGAGUGGCUCCUAAACCUGAUCCUCGAACCAUCAGCAAACACGUGCAGAGAAUGGUCGAUUCCGUGUUCAAGAACUACGAUCAUGAUGAGAACGGUUUCAUUUCUCAAGGGGACUUCGAAAAAAUUGCUGCUAGCUUUCCUUUUUCCUUCUGUGUCAUGGACAAAGAGAAAGAGGGCCAGGUCAGCAGAGAGGAGAUUACCGCCUAUUUCAUGCGGGCAAGUGUCAUCUGCUCCAAACUGGGCCUUGGUUUUGUCCACAACUUCCAGGAGACCACUUACAUGAAACCCACUUUCUGUGACAACUGCUCAGGAUUUUUGUGGGGUGUCAUCAGACAAGGCUACAGAUGCAAAGACUGCGGGAUGAACUGCCACAAGCUGUGCAAGGACCAGGUAGCGUUUGAGUGCAAGAAGAAUGCCAUAAUGAACAACGCCAUGGAUAGUCCGACACCCAGCUCGACACCCAGCUCAACACCCGUCACUGCGGGCACCUCAGAGGGUUCAGAGGAUUGUCCUUUCCCCUACCCAUCUGAUGACAGCAAAGACUGGAGCCCAGAAUCCCCUGUCACCUCUCAUAUAGGGCUCCUAAGGGUCCACAGCGGAACCCAAACAGAGGGACCCCAGCUUACUCCUGCAGCUCUGGAUGCCAGCCGAGCCCAGCCAUCUCUGCUGGUCCCAGCAGCACCCCCCCUCAGCUCAUGUCCCAGCCCGGUGCCCCAGAGAAAACACAGACACUGUGCAAAGUGGGAAAACAGAGCGUCUGUGGUGCCCAAGGAGGCAGAGGAGGACAGCAAGCCCACCAUUGAGGCGCUGGAAUCAGACAACAAGAGGCUCCAGAAAGCCAACGAGACACUACGUAGGAAGCUGAAGGAGGCAGAGCGGGAGGUGGAGAUGCUAAAGACACUGCUGAAGAGACACGCUCUCCAUCCUGUGGAGGAGGACUCCUCUUCGUAGACGCAUAUAGUGGAUCCCCUACAUGUUGAAAGCCUACAGCAGCAAGUUUGUGUUUUCAACUUUUUGGUCAUGAAAAGUUAGAAGUGAUGAUCAGUUAAACAUUUUAACACAAAGGCAACACAAACAAUCAAACAAGACUGGGUGUUAUGUUACAUGUAACAAGGCAAAGGACAUUUUUGUGCUGUGUCUGCUUCUUUUCAAAGCAGCUGAAAUGAAGUACAAAUUAUUCAAAAAAAUGUAAAAGGUCAAGUGUGAAAAAAGAAAAGAAUUGCAUUUUCUGUGAGUUUAGUGAACCACAAGAGUUGGAAUGAUUUUCUGUUAUGUGCAUAAAAACAUGAAGAAUGAGUGACUGAAGGAGGACAGUAUUUCAGUGUGAAGAGAGCUGAAUGCGUUUGAUCAAUUCUUGAUCAAUAUUGUGACUAAAUAUUUAUGUCAAACAUAAAACAGCAAUCAAAUGCAGCUGUUUUCAGAGGCAUGUGAAUAUAAAAACUGCAUUACUAUUGUUAUGAUCAGUAAUGAUGAGUAGGGUUCACUGGUUACAGCAGCAGAACAAAGGUUGGAGGUCUCGAUGUAUGGAACUGUUGUUGUUGGUUCUGUUAUCAGCUUUUCUUUUAUUAUUUCUGGUCUUAAACACUACAGAAUUAAAGUGGCUUUAAUGAACUUUUUGUACAGUAGACUGGUACUGUCAGUGAAUUAUUUAUGCUUGUGUUGGCAUCAUAUUGAUACUCUUUAUUUUAGAUGUUAUUCUGCGCUCCAUUGUAGCAGUGCUGUUCUGUGAACAAGAAACAUGUUUGCAAUGUGUGUAAUGUCAUGUUAAUACAAAGUGAACACAGUGCCAUUUUGAUUAAGUCAAAAUUCAUUUUUUUCCCCUCAGUAUUGAUAUUGUCUAGAAUAAACUCUGUGAAGUCUC
Messenger RNA from Cheilinus undulatus (humphead wrasse), 3495 nucleotides. RefSeq names its product RAS guanyl-releasing protein 1-like. Gene Ontology annotation, molecular function: guanyl-nucleotide exchange factor activity; calcium ion binding. Gene Ontology annotation, cellular component: plasma membrane. The record is from RefSeq and is a predicted model, not a curated record. NCBI's taxonomy places the organism in Eukaryota, Metazoa, Chordata, Actinopteri, Labriformes, Labridae. Gene Ontology annotation, biological process: positive regulation of GTPase activity; Ras protein signal transduction. The transcript has 17 exons. The coding region runs from base 174 to 2585 and encodes 803 amino acids.